UGUUUGUUUGUUUAAAGAAAGAUGAAGUUAAACAUUUAAAGAUUAAAUUUUGAAAAAACUUAAAAAAUGCACAAUGAAAUGGUAGAGAUUUUCCAUUCAAGAUUGGUUGAAAAAUCUUUAACAGAAGACGAGAGUCGAGCAAAAAACAUAUCUAUAAAUACUAAUCGAUCAUCUUUUUAGGACACAACAUCAAUAUAAAUAUAAUAGUAAGAGGCUACUCUUAGUGAUAAGAUGGCAAGCAUAGUUCAACAAUUCGAUGGAAAAAAGAGACUAAAAUAUCAAAAUGAAAGUUAAUAAAAUGAUAAUGCUGAAAACUAAAAAGCGACUUCUAUAUUUUAUGCUUAAAAUUAAACUUAAUCAGACAAGAACGAUGAUUAUUCAAAGUAGGAAUAAUCAUCUCAAAUGUUGUAUUCUUUGAAUAUCUCUGUUUAAAAUGAUAAAAAAUCUUUAUAAAAUUAAUACGAAUUAGAUUAAGAAAGUAAAUCUCACAUAGAAUAAGAAUAGAAUUUAAAUAAUAGUUAAAUGUAAUUAAAUAUUACAAGCAUUCAUCCUUCAUUUAGAGCUAAUGGUUAGCAUAAUCGAUUGGAUAAUUCCUGCGAAAAGAAUGAAUUUGAAUAAAUUGAAAAGAACUAGAUUCAUAAACCAGUUUCAUCUCAAAGCAAACAGAUAACAGAAGCCUAACAAGAUAUCUCAAAAUCAAUUUAGCUUAGCGGAAAUAAUAGCAAAUAGUUAAACUAGAAAGAAAACGAAAUUAUUUAAGAUGAUAGCAAAUUAUCUUUUUCAAUGCAAAAUUAAUCUUAAUUAAGCUCAAAAUUUAAUGAAUAAUAAUGCAAGAAAUAGAAACAAACUAUGACAUCUCAAUUUGUAUCUAAGAAAAAAGUAUCAAGAAAACCAACAGAAAAUGAAAAACAAUUCAAUUAAAAGAAGUUAAAAAAUUCUAAUUUCUUCCAUAUUAUUAUGAAAAUGAAAAGCUAUGCAUAUAGAAUUGCGUCUAAUGUUGAAUCGAAGAGACUCGCAAUACUUUAAAGACAGAACUUCUUUUAUCUAAGAGACAAAACAAUUAAUUAUGAAAAGCAAGAAAAAGAAGAUUUUGAAUUCUAUGAUUAUAAUUUGAUCCAAAAAACUAUUCGAUGGAUAUUAGAAUAAGCAAAAACUUAUUUGGUCACUAAAAAAAUGAUAAAAAGCUUUCCAGUAAUUCCAUUGUUUCAGCCUCAAUCUAUAUGGAAAUUUGUAUGGGAUAUAUUUAAUAUGAUAAUUACUAUUUUAUUUUUCUUUUUUCUGCCUUUACACUUUAUCUACAACAUUUAAUUUAGCUCUAUUUUUUAUUUGUAAGACUUGGACAUAUUUCUUGUUACAAUAACUACUUUAGAUAUCUUUAUUAAUUUGAAUACAGUCUCUUACAGAAAAGGAAAUCUUCUAAACUCAAGAAGUCUUAUUUUGCUUGAAUAUUUUUCAAAAAACGGUCUUUUAAACAUAUUCUUUGUCAUAAUCCUAUGGAUUAUUGUAGCUUCUUAGAGGAGUUAAAUAGUAUUCAUUUAAAAUUAUAAAGUGAAUGUUUUCUUAUUUAUUGUGGCAAUAUUCAAAGUUUUAAAAUAAAAUUCAUUCAAGAAUAGGAUUUAUGACAGAUUUUAUUUGAGAAAAAUAAACAGAGGUUUUAUUAAUUUAAUGCAAAUAUUCUUUAAUUUAUUUAUCGUUUGCCAUUUAUUUGCUUGUAUAUGGCUAGUAGUUGGUAAAUUGAAUCAAAGUGAAGAAUCUAUUUUAUGUGCUUAACAAAGUUAAGAUAACAAUUAUAAUAAUGACAAUUGCACAUAUACUUGGCUAGAUAAAUUAAAAGGCACUCACAAUUUAGCUUUCUAUGAAGAAUAUCUCAGAGCUUAUUAUUUUACCACUGUUACUAUGAUUACUGUAGGUUAUGGUGACAUAACUCCAGUUAACAGCAAAGAAUACUUACUUUCAAUAUUAACAAUGUUAAUAGCUUGCGGAAUGUUUGGCUAUAGCUUAAAUUCUAUAGGGCAAAUUUUAUCAGAAAUGUAAAUUAAUAACAAAGAAUAUGACGAGCAUUUUAACGCGAUUUAUGGAUUUAUGCAUAAAAAAAAUAUUUCUCCCGAUUUGCAAGUCCAAGUGAGAGAAUAUUUACAAUACUUCUUUAUUCAAUCUAACUAAGAAGAUAUUAAAAAAUAACAGAAAGUCAUUUAAUUAUUACCAGAUACUCUUUAAAACUAAAUACUUUUAGAUGCUAAUAAAAUUAUAUUUGAAAACUCUCCUCUUUUCAGGACAAAUUUUAGUGAACAAACAAUUUAAAAAACAAUAUAAAUCAUUGAACAAAGAGAGUUCAUACCUGGAUAAAAGUUUAUUGAGUAAGAUGCAGAAAGUGAGAAUUGUAUUUAUUUUAUCGAAAAAGGAUGUGUAGAAAUAUAUAAUAGCAAUAAUAACGAAGAAUUAAAACUUCUACAUAAAGGAUAACAAUUUGGAGAAGUUUAGUUUUUCACUGGGCAGGCAAGUUAAGUUUCAGCUAGAAGUGUUGAGUUCACAAAAUUAUUGGUUAUAAAGAGAAAUAGCUUUUUAGAGAUAAUUUAGAGUUCUCCCUUAGAUUUAGAAAAAUUUUGCAUGAUUAAAGAUUCAAUUAUUUUUAAUAAAAAACUAGAUAUGAUUGGUGUAUUUUGCUAUUGCUGCAAAUCUAGUAGUCAUUUAGUUACUUAGUGCAAUUUUAUUCACUUAUAGCAAGAUAAAUAUAAAAUAGUUAAAGAUUAUGCUAAAAAUAAUAUUCAAGUUAGAGACAAAGAUAUUUAAAGAAGAAAUUACUCAUAUGAUACUCUUUAAAUAAAAUAGCAAAUUGAAGAGAAUGCUAAAAUAUUUGUUGAAGAGAAUAUAGAAGAUUUAUGUUGCUAUGGGUGGUUUAAUGAUCUUAUUUAGCAAGAAUUUUAAGAUAAUUUAGUCUAAUUCAAUCAAAAUAUAAGAUAUCAAAGUUAUCCUAGUUUAAAAUUUAUAAACUAAAAUCAAAAUAUUUAGGAUGCUUAAGUUAUUAAAACAAUUUAGAAUAUAUAAAAUUAAUUUACAAAUAAAAAAAUAUCAUAUUAAAAAUUAAAAAAUAUGAUUGAAAUAUAAAAUUUAAGCUCACAUCCUGAACUUAAUCCAUCGAUAGCUCACAUUUAAUAAAACUUUUAAAAUGCUUUUUAACUUUAUAAUGAAGAAAAUUGCUAGAGUCCUCUAACACCUUAUAAUAUAAACAAGAAAGUACAAUUUUCUAUAAAUUCCUUACAAGAUAACAUCUAGGAAGAGAGUUAAGGAGAUUGCAAAUCUUUAUAUAAUUAAUAGUGUUAGUUUUAGUAAUUUAUAAAAUAAUAAAAUAAUUUUCACUAACACUAAAUAAAUUCACCUGAAUUCAAUAAUCUUAAAUCACCAUGUAAUAGGCAACGCUAGUUUUGUAACUUUACAGAUAUGUGUCCUUCUCCUUAUUCAGCAAAUAAAAAUUUUUAAGUUAAUUUAAACAAUACAAAUUGUUAUCAUUAACAAUAUCAAAAUAAUGGAUAAAGUAAUUCAAACAACUAUCCUGGAAAUAACUGUUUAUUUUAAUGCACAUAAUAAGUUAAUUAUAAUAUGCCUGAAGUGACAAAUCAAUUAGCUAAUAUAGAGUCAUAGAAUUAAGAUACUUACUCUUAAUAAAGUAAAAAAGAUUUUAAUGAUGGUAAUAAUUAGAGUCUCAAAUUAAUCAAUCAAACACCUAGCAACUAAAGUACAUAAAAAUAGUAAGAGUUAAUUAAUCAAAGAAGUAAUAUCAAGAAAAACACUCUGAAAACUGAAUAUAUUAAUAAGAGAAAAAAUUAUCAUUAAAUUAGUAAAUAAUAAAGUAGUAUUAUAUUCUAGAGAUAAACUGAUGAUGCUCUAAUUAAACAAUUAAAAGAAUUAGUUUAGACACCUCAUAAUUUAACUGCGCAUCAAGACUUUUAAUUUGAUACACUAAAAAAUUACUCAAUUUAUUUGCCCCAUAAUAAUUCUGAAAGAGUUUUGUUACUUUACUCUGUAUUUAUGAGAAAAAAUAAAAAGAUUUUACAAAUGUAUAAAACAAAGAAAAGUAUUAAUAAAAAUGAAGAUACUUAAAACAAUCUUAAAUCUUAAAUACAAAAUUUUAGUGAUAAUUCUAAAAAGUCAACCCAAAAUUAUUAAAAUUUGCUCAUUUAAAGUUAAUUCGAAAAAAAUUCAGAAUUUCUUAACGAAGAAUAAAAGAAUAAUAAUAAAACUAGUUGA
Tetrahymena thermophila SB210 is the source of this 4245-nucleotide messenger RNA. RefSeq names its product cation channel family protein. Lineage: Eukaryota; Ciliophora; Oligohymenophorea; Hymenostomatida; Tetrahymenidae. The transcript is spliced from 3 exons. The record is from RefSeq and is a predicted model, not a curated record.